AGCUCAGCUUCCUGUUUAGAUCCGGACAACCUUGGAUUUUCUCAUCGCGGCACACGAGCGGUUCUGAUGUAGUUUAGACUUCAUGGUUCUCGUGUCCUGACAGGUCCUCAUAAUUGACUGUAUAUAUUCAUAAUCACAUAUAAUAAUAGUGUAUAUUUCUGUGGGUUUUACUGCAGUAAAUCCGCGUUAGCCAUGAAAAAACCCGACGGAAGCCGCUGAAGACUAAACACAGGAAAUGUCUUUUCCAAAGAUGACACGCCUCCUCUCGCUGAGGUCGCUGACCUCCGUCCACCAGCAGCUCCUCCUUCCCUCCAUCCCGACCCGCCUUGUUCCCAGCAGAACUCUGACCCAGAAUGAGUACCGGCGGCCCGGUAAACCCAGAGAGAAUUUGCCGCCGUGGCUGAAGAUCAAGUUUGACCUUUCAAAAGGUCUGGAAGGAAUAAAGAAGCACUUUGCGCUCCUGAAGAAGGAGUUGACCGACCCGUGGGUGGGUCCGGAGGGGAGGCCGCUCAUCGAGCACAUGCUGGAGCAGAACCGGGUGGUGUGGGAGUUCAGGGGCCCGGAGAGCCUGGAGCAGUGGACACUGUCCUCCGACAGAGAGAUCGGCGGUCAAAGUGAGAUCCACCUGAAGCUGGGGAGGAACAACAACACCUGCUUCCUGUACGGGACGCUGUGUUCGGCGCCCCCGAAGGACGGCGAGACCCGCUACAGCGGCUACUGCACCGUGCGCUCCAAACAGCCGCUGGCUUCGUUCGAUCGGAAAAAGCACCACGACUGGUCCAGUUUCAACAGCCUGCACCUGCGGAUCCGCGGGGACGGCCGUCCGUGGAUGAUCAACAUCGCAGCAGAAACCUACUUCUCCCACCAGAAAGACGACAUUUACAACUACUUCCUGUACACCAGGGGGGGGCCCUACUGGCAAGACGUGAAGAUUCCUUUCUCCAAGUUCUUCCUCACACAUCGAGGGAGAAUCCAGGACGACCAGCAUCCUCUCUGGCUGGAUAAGAUCAACACCAUCGGCUUCACGCUCGGAGACAACGCCGACGGGCCGUUCCAGCUGGAGAUCGACUUCAUCGGCGUCUGCAAAGAUUUCGCUCACACUGAAGAGUUCGCCUACGAGAAGUACAAGAGGAACCCCGAAGUUUGACCGUCGUUCUUCAUCCAAACCAGCCGACUCGGCGGUUUUUCCUCCAUGUAAAUAAAGUCACCGUUUCCAUAGAAAGUUUGUCUUUUUAUUAUAAAACAAACUGGAACAAUAAAAACAAAAAAACAGCA
This is a messenger RNA of Oryzias melastigma (Indian medaka), 1275 nucleotides long. It is a transcript of the gene ndufaf1, whose product is annotated as NADH:ubiquinone oxidoreductase complex assembly factor 1. NCBI's taxonomy places the organism in Eukaryota, Metazoa, Chordata, Actinopteri, Beloniformes, Adrianichthyidae. The coding region runs from base 236 to 1147 and encodes 303 amino acids. The record is from RefSeq and is a predicted model, not a curated record. Gene Ontology annotation, cellular component: mitochondrion. The transcript is spliced from 5 exons. Gene Ontology annotation, biological process: mitochondrial electron transport, NADH to ubiquinone; mitochondrial respiratory chain complex I assembly.